Messenger RNA from Condylostylus longicornis, 2566 nucleotides. It is a transcript of the gene Neurochondrin, whose product is annotated as neurochondrin homolog. Gene Ontology annotation, biological process: neuron projection development; regulation of neuronal synaptic plasticity. Bases 233 to 2407 code for a protein of 724 amino acids. Gene Ontology annotation, cellular component: dendrite. NCBI's taxonomy places the organism in Eukaryota, Metazoa, Arthropoda, Insecta, Diptera, Dolichopodidae. The transcript has a single exon. The record is from RefSeq and is a predicted model, not a curated record.
UCUAUUAUUAAAUUGUGGAUUGCAGCCAGCAACAGAUGAAAAAGAGAAAAUUUCUACUUUAUAUUUGCUAAAUUAAAAAAAGCAAAUAUUUAGAGAGGAAGAUUUUUCAGUUAGAAUCAAAUUAUAAAUUUUGAAGUUAUUUAGUUCAUCUUCGUGUAUUGUAGUGGAUAGUUGAAAUAAUUACGAGAACUCUUGUUACAUCGCACGGAUCACAAAAUAUAAGAAAAUUAAAAUGUCUGAAAUACCAGAUUCUGUAAAAAAAUGUGCUGCAAUGUUAAAAGGUACUAAUAGUGACACAGAAAAGUUUGCAGCACUUUUUAUGGUUACGAAAUUAGUAAAAGGAAAAGAUUGUAAUGUUGCCGCUAAAAAGGAACUAUUUGAGGCAAUUGGAUUUCCUUUCUUGAAAAAGCUGAUGAUUUCUAAAGACUUACCAAAUGAUUGCCCACCUUUAGUGUAUAAAAGUGUUGCAUUAUCGAUUCUUACUUGUUUUUGUAAUGAGGAACAAUUAGCAACACAUAAGGAUAUGAUUGAAGCUAUUCCCACUUUGAUGGAUAUUGUUCAAACGUCAGAUGAUGAUGAUUUUGAUGAUAAUUUAAUUGUAGUGAGUGAAGCAUAUAGUUGCUUAAAAUGUAUAGCCAGCUAUGAGCCUGGACAAAAAGCUUUGUUGCAAAUGGGUGCAAUACCCAAAAUGUCCAAAAUUUAUUCACAACAGUCAUUUCAAACUGAUGAAGCAUUGCAUUUACUUGCGCUAUUAACAAGCAAAUUCGGGAAAGCAUCUUGGGAAGAAGAUCCUAAACCAUUUCAUGCUUUAUUGCAACGUAUUGCGUUAGAUAUGGAAACAGAACAUAAUGAAAGGAAGUUUGAGCUGUGCAAUAUUUUAUCUCCAAUUUUACUUAGUUGUCGCAAGGAAAUCGUUCGUAAUUCUUUAGAAGGUGAAAUAUGGCCUGAAAGUUUAUUUAAGGCAUGUGGAGAUAUAUUGAAAAGUAAAAUAGGAAAAGAUCAACGUAAUCCAACGUUGAAAUUAUGUGCUGCAAUUCUACAAGUCUUGGGUAUAGAAUGGGCCUUUAUGGAUGGUGAAGACAAAAAAUUUUUCUUGUUAUUGUUACAAUUAGCUGCCAUUGAAGUUCGUAUGCAAAUGGACGAAAAAAAGUUGGAGGCAACUUUGAAAAAUGGUGAUUUAAUUUCCAGUUGUUUUAUAAUUUUGGAGUUGUCUAUUGUGCAUAUGGCCAGUGAUUCUGUCGAUUUGGAUCAAAAAGAAAAACAAUCUACUUACACUGCUUUAAAGGGAGCUUUUAAUCAAGUUCUUGCCGUUAUUACUAGAAUUUCGGGUGACAAAAUUAGGGAUAAUUUGUCGCCUAAUGAUAAAGCAUUUGUUUAUGCUAUUGUGAGGGUUUUGUCAGCAUGGUUAGCGCAAGAAACUACUGCAAUGCGACCUCAAAUUUACAAAGUCCUUCCAUAUAUGUUUAAAGUUGCUAAUGAUUCAUUUGAAGAGGCCAAAACUCAUCGCCAAGAAAAAAAGGAGGGCCCUCAACCGGUUGAUAUUUUAAGAAUAAUGUUGCCAGCUUUAUGUCAUUUUGCUGUUGAAGACGAAGCUAGACGUGUAAUAUUUACUCAUAAACAGGACGAAAUGCUAUUCGAAGCUAUGGUAUUUUAUUUUUCAAUUGCGCACUAUAAGAGACCACCAAUUCCAAGAGCUGAACGUCUUAAACGAAUGAAUGAGCCAGACCCAGUUCCUACAGCUGAACAACUAGAAGAGAUGAACUAUGCCAAAGCCGGUAUUGUUAGUUUGUGUAAUAUUUUUAUGAAUUUGUGUGUUUUGGAACAAAAACGUGCUGAAGAAAGUCUAUUGUUCGAAAAUUUGUUAAAAUUCGUAUUCGACAAUUUACCAGAAUUAAAGGACACCUCAGAUAAUUUGGUUAUGCAUGGGCAUUUGGGAGUAUUAGGGCUACUUUUACUUAAACAACAGGCAAAGAAAGUAAAAAAGAAUGAUUUUUCAAUAUGUAGUUUUAUUCGAGUUUUAAUACGAUUUUUGUGGAAUGCAUAUACUAUCGACGAAUCUAAUGAUCCAUCUUCAUUAGUUGUAACGAUACAGUAUAAAGAAUAUUGGAUGGAAAUAUCAGAAUUGUGGUUCCUUGGUAUGCAAACAUUAAGUGGAGUCCUGCCAUUGAUACCAUGGAUAUCUGAAUUUUGUUUAGAAAGUGGAUGGGCAGAAGGUAUUAUAACAACUUUGAAAAAAGUCAAAAUUGGUACAUUACCACCGAGUGUUAAAUCAGCAUAUGAAGAUUUUUUGAGUGAAUUAGUAUCAGCUAACGCUGAUGUUAUACCCGUUUUGAAAAAAGCGGACGCAUUAAAAGUUUGUCGUAAUCAUAAAAUGAUGGAAUUAGGCAAAAAAUUGUUUGGAGAUUAAAUUGAAUAUGAAAUUCGUUCAAAAUUAAUUAUCUUUAAUAUUAAGUUAAAAAGUAAAAACUUUAUAAUUAUUAUAAUGUUUUAUAUUCGCAACUAUAAGAUUUUGGUAUUUUUGCCAUAUAGAAUAAAAUAAAAUUAGGAAAUUUUAAGAGAAAGUUUA